Messenger RNA from Scomber japonicus (chub mackerel), 1351 nucleotides. RefSeq lists its product as uncharacterized. The coding region runs from base 253 to 1086 and encodes 277 amino acids. The record is from RefSeq and is a predicted model, not a curated record. Lineage: Eukaryota; Metazoa; Chordata; Actinopteri; Scombriformes; Scombridae. The transcript has 6 exons.
CAGAAGCGAAAGUCCUCACACACAUUGAGCUUUCCUCCUGUUCCAUGUCAGUCUAGUGCUGCAGUAACAGCUGUAGAUCUAGUACUGCCAUUAUUAACUAGAUUAUUUCUUGUAAUGCAAUGGCAAGCACUUAUAUUGUUUUAUUUUGGGCCAUAAAUCAGCUUGCAGAGUGAAGCGUGCUGCACCUUAACCUCUGGGACAGUGACAGGAGUGGAAGAGCUCUCUCUCGACUUCAUUCUUUGCGUCAACUUUAUGAAAGCAGGUGUUAUGGAUCUACAGUAUUUCCUGUGCUGGAGAGUUGCCCCACUUCUGCUCUUGAUGCCAUGUGGGCUCCAGUGUAUGUCAGUGCGCAUCCUCAAUGAGGAGCCUAUCUAUGUAAUCCCCGGUUCGAGUCUGGAUCUCCAGGCCCAGAUUGAGCACGGACCCCAGGAAGAGGUCUCCAUGGUAACCUGGGAACGGAUGCCUGAAACUGGAAGGAAUCCUCUGAGAGAGACACUUGCCACGUGCCCUGGCAAAAGCCUCAAGUGUGCUGGUACCAGGCCAGGCGUCCGUGUGAACGUGGAGCAGCAGGAGACGACACUUCAGAUCAGUGAAUACAGCAGAGCAGACAGCAGCGUCUUCACUGUGACUGUGACGGACGGCAAAGGAGCCAAAACCACUGCACAGUGCAUUGUCAGGGAAUAUGAGGAAGUGCACCACGUCUCAGUCAGCAUCAACGUGUCUCACUCUGUGCUGGUUUGCGGCGAGUCCUGGGGGACUGACCCCCACUUCAGCUGGUUCCACGAGAGAGACGCCAUCACCAAGGCUGUGGGCAAGGUCUCCACUGAUGGAACAACAUUGUUUGUAACCAUGGCUCCCAUGUGUGGCCACUUCACCUGCAUGGUUAGCAACAAAAGGAGCCACAGUUCUGCCACCUAUACUGCAGCACCUUGUGAGACAGAGGGCAGAGGGACAACGGCAGCUAUAGUAUGUCUGGUCCUCCUGGUCCUGCUGUUAGGAGGAGCGGUGGCAUUUCUACUGUGGAGGAGACACAGGCACAAUAACAGAGGAGAGAGGCUGCACGAACAUUUGGAUGACACCGAAUGAAAAAAAGACCCAAAUACUAAAACAAACAACUUCUGUUACUCAAAAGAUUUCAGAGAGGAGAACAGGAAAUGUAGAGGACUGUGAGGGAGGAACUUCCUGUCCUGUGAGCAGUAUGACCUUACACUGCAUUGGAACAAUGUGAAGAGUGAGCUGCUUGCUGGCUAGUGGAAGCAUAUCUUAAAACUGAUAUUCAGCUUGAAGUGCCAGCGAUGUCUUUACACUGCCUCCUGCUGGAUUGUGUAUUUAAUAAAAUAAACAUUUUGUA